Messenger RNA from Catharus ustulatus (Swainson's thrush), 1353 nucleotides. It is a transcript of the gene PEA15, whose product is annotated as proliferation and apoptosis adaptor protein 15. The transcript is spliced from 4 exons. Bases 61 to 978 code for a protein of 305 amino acids. Gene Ontology annotation, biological process: MAPK cascade; regulation of apoptotic process. The record is from RefSeq and is a predicted model, not a curated record. Gene Ontology annotation, molecular function: protein binding. Lineage: Eukaryota; Metazoa; Chordata; Aves; Passeriformes; Turdidae.
GCCCGAGCGGCGGCACCGGCACCGGCACCGGGAGCGGCACCGGCAGCGCCCGCGGCCGCCAUGGCCGAGUACCGCAGCCUGCUGGAGGAGCUGGCCCAGAACAUCACGGCCGAGGACCUGGAGCAGCUCAAGUCCGCGUGUCGCGAGGACAUCCCCAGCGGGGAGGGGGACGCCAUCGCCACCGGCCACCACUGGUUCGCCUUCCUGGAGCGCCACAGCAAGCUGGACCGAGACAACCUGUCCUACAUCGAGCACAUCUUCGAGAUCUCGCGGCGCCCGGACCUGCUGACCAAGGUUGUCCAGUACCGCACGCAGGUGCUCAAGAUCUCCGAGGAGGACGAGGUGGACACGAAGCUCACGCGCAUCCCCAGCGCCAAAAAGUACAAAGACAUCAUCCGGCAGCCCUCGGAGGAGGAGAUCAUCAAACUGGCCCCCCCCCCCGAAAAAGGCCUGAGCAGGAGGAGGAGCCCCCCCCAAAAACCCCCCCAGAGCCCCCUCCCCAAAUUCCGCCCUGGGGGGGAGGGGGCUGGGAGAGGGGGAGGGGAAUCAACAACGUCUGAACCCCCCCUCAAAAUGGGGGAGGGGGAUUUGGGGGGAAUUCCCAUGGGACCCCCCCCCAAAAAAAUCUCGAUGGGGUGGGGAGGGGGAGGGAUGGAGGACCCCUCCCCAAAUCGUGGGGGAGUUGAGGGGGGGGCAUCAAAAAUGGGACCAACCCCCCCCCAAAUCCUAAAUUUUGGGGUCACAACUGUUGGGACCCCCACCCCAAUUUGGGGGGGAAUUAAAAAUAUUGGGACCCCCCACCCUAAAUUUGGGGUCAGACACUUGAGACCCCCACCCCAAUUUGGGGGGGGGUUUAAAAGUAUUGGGACCCCUCCCCACCCUAAAUUUGGGGGGGGAUUAAAAAUAUUGGGACCCCCCAUCCUAAAUUUGGGGUCACAGGGACUCCCCACCCUAAAUUUUGGGGUCUCAGACACUUGAGCCCCCCACCCCAAUUUGGGAGGGGGUUUAAAAGUCCUGGGACCCCUCCCCUAAAUUUUGGGGAUCCCCCACAACUCAAAUUUUGGGGGGGGGGUUUCACUGAGACCCUCCCCCAAUAAUUCCAGGGGUUAAAUUUGGGGGGCACUGGGACCCCCCACCCCAAUUUUGGGGGUCACAAGCACCGGGACCCCCCCAAAUUUUAUUUUUGGGGGGGGGCACAGAGGGUUGGGGGAGGUCGAGGUUGAUUUUGGGGGGGGGUCUCAGCGCCCCCCCCACCCGAGUGGGGCCUUUUUUGGGGCUGUGGCAGGAGGGGACAAGGAGGUGACAAAAAGGGGGGGGGACAGUGAGAGGUGGCACCCCCAGAAUUGGGGAAAA